Blepharisma stoltei is the source of this 480-nucleotide messenger RNA. The record is from the annotation of a GenBank genome assembly. Lineage: Eukaryota; Ciliophora; Heterotrichea; Heterotrichida; Blepharismidae.
AUGAUAAGUGAAAUCUCCAAAGGGCUUUUUCUUGGGAAUCAUGAGACUAUAAGAGAUCGAAAAUUAUUUGAUUCACACAAAAUAACCCAUGUCUUAUAUAUAGGAAAUGAAACAACUGAAGCUGAAAAAUCUAGAGCCAUAUGGAAGACUAUAAGAGUCAACACUGACUGCUGCUUAAGCAUAAGCAAAUAUUUUUCACCAUGUAAUGAGUAUAUCAAAUCUGUCCUCAAAUCCAAUAAAAACAUUCUAGUUUGCUGUGAAAGUGGCGAAUGCUUGGCCCCAGCAUUUAUCAUAGCCUAUAUCAUGUCUUACAAAUCCUCAACUUUUGCCCAGGCAUUUGAAUUCGUCAAGAACAAGCAUCCAUGCAUAAAGCAAAGUCCAGAAAUUAUCAGUCAACUAAGAGAAUAUCAAAACUUUGUAUUGAGCAGACAAAAAAGAAAAUUUCAAGACAUUGAAAUUAAAAAGUGUUUCAUAUUUUAA